This is a messenger RNA of Panicum virgatum (switchgrass), 1313 nucleotides long. RefSeq names its product noroxomaritidine/norcraugsodine reductase-like. The record is from RefSeq and is a predicted model, not a curated record. Lineage: Eukaryota; Viridiplantae; Streptophyta; Magnoliopsida; Poales; Poaceae. The transcript is spliced from 4 exons. Gene Ontology annotation, molecular function: oxidoreductase activity. The coding region runs from base 317 to 1108 and encodes 263 amino acids.
GCUGUCCUCAUGUGCUGCUCCACCGUAUCUGUCCAAAUCCGGCCGCGCCGUCAGAUGAUGAUCGAGUAUGCAGGUCUUAUAUAUACUGAUUUAUUCAAAGUCAGCAAGCUAAGAAUGUGUGUUACCUACCCAUAUCCUCUCUGAUUAUUAGCUAGCGAUUUCAAUAUUUGCAGGCCCUGUCUUCUGACUAUAAAUACAGGCACAGAUCAUUUGGACCAGUGAAGCAGCAGAAUCACCCAUACAUCUCAUUUUUACUCAUCUCGACCUGUCACAUUCCAGCUAGCGAUCACAGGUAGGGAGAAGGAGAGGGAGAUCGAUGAUGGUGGCUGCAGGCAAGAGCAGGGAGGAGCGGUGGAGCCUCGCCGGCGCGACGGCGCUCGUCACCGGCGGCAGCAAGGGCAUCGGGCAUGCGAUCGUGGAGGAGCUGGCCGGGUUCGGGGCACGGGUGCACACGUGCUCCCGCAACGCGGCGGAGCUGGAGGCGUGCCGCCGGCGGUGGGAGGAGAAGGGGCUGCAGGUCACCGUCUCCGUCUGCGACGUCUCGGUGCCCGCGGACCGUGAGAGCCUCAUGGCCACCGUCACGGCGAGCUUCGACGGCAAGCUCGACAUCCUGGUGAACAACGCGGGACAGACGCUGUUCAAGACCGCCGUGGAGAGCAGCGGCGACGACUACGCGCGGAUCAUGGCGACCAACCUCGAAUCGUGCUUCCACCUCAGCCAGCUGGCGCACCCGCUCCUCCUCGCCGGUGGCGGUGGCGGCAGCGUGGUCCACAUCUCCUCCGUCGCCGGAUCCAUCGGGAUGCCGGCGCUCGCCGUCUACUCCAUGACCAAGGGCGCCAUGAACCAGCUCACUAGGAGCCUCGCCGCCGAGUGGGCCCGCGACGGCAUCCGCGUCAACUGCGUCGCACCUGGCGGCGUCAAGACUGACAUCAGCAGUGAUAAGACGAUAGACCCAGAGCUGGUGAAGAAGGAGAUGGCGCGGCUGCCCAUGGGGAGGAUCGCCGAGCCGGAGGAGGUGGCGUCCAUGGUGGCCUUCCUCUGCAUGCCGGCGGCGUCCUACAUGACCGGCCAGGUCAUCUACGUCGACGGCGGCCGCACCAUAACUUAAUUAGCAACCAUUGGCGCUGUUCAUGUGUGCCUAGUGAAACCGGCUGUGCAGGCAAGGCAUAAUAUAAAUUGCAAUUACAUCCAUCAUAUGGACCGUGUAAUAAUCUAUCUUUUUAUCUACUUUGAAUGUAUCUGAUUAUGUAUUCUCCAAAAGCAUUUGGCUCGAAACUUUCGCCGUUAAUGUUCAUGAUUCUCCGGUCCUCAAA